Daucus carota subsp. sativus is the source of this 2083-nucleotide messenger RNA. RefSeq lists its product as uncharacterized. The transcript has 7 exons. Bases 162 to 1751 code for a protein of 529 amino acids. NCBI's taxonomy places the organism in Eukaryota, Viridiplantae, Streptophyta, Magnoliopsida, Apiales, Apiaceae. The record is from RefSeq and is a predicted model, not a curated record.
GGCUAAGGCACAACUCAUACAAACUCACAAACAUCUGUACGAACAGAUCAUUUGUCUGAUCUACUCAUCUUCUCACCUACCCAUCUCAUUUAUUUUACUCCGGCGACUCCCAGAUUACGUGUUUUUAUUUUAUUCCAGGUGUUUUGAUAGGUUGUGAGGUGAUGAGAAGUGCUGAGUUUUGGCCGGGAGAGAUGAAGCCCGUUAAGGCUGAGAGAGAGGAAUUGGUGGAUGAUCAGUAUGGGCAUCUUCAUAAGCGAUCUAAGUUUAGUUCAUCUCCCACGCAACAGCAGUAUGAAUCAGGAAGUAAUGCUGCUUUUCCAGUGGCUCCGUCGCAAUAUAAUCCACUAGACGAGCCUAGUCCGUUAGGGUUGAGGCUUAGAAAGAGCCCGUCUCUUUUGGAGUUGAUUCAGAUGAGGCUUUCUCAAGGUAAUACUGCCAAGGUUGGGGCUACUGUUAAGAAAGAGCAAACAAGUGGUGUUGGUUUUGUUGCUGCUGCUGCUGCUUCUAGUAGCAAUGAUAAGCUCAAGGCUUCAAAUUUCCCUGGUACACUUCUGAAAAUUGGGAAAUGGGAGUAUAAGUCAAGACAUGAAGGAGACUUGGUGGCUAAGUGUUACUUUGCAAAGCAUAAACUUGUUUGGGAAGUUCUCGAUGGAGGUCUUAAGAAUAAGAUUGAGAUUCAGUGGUCUGACAUUUUGGCAUUGAAAGCAACUUAUGCUGAUGAGGAACCUGGGACUUUGGAAUUAGCGCUAUCAAGGCAGCCUCUAUUCUUUAGAGAGACAAACCCACAGCCUAGGAAGCAUACUUUGUGGCAGGCAACAUCAGAUUUCACAAAUGAGCAAGCAAGCAUUAACAGGAGGCAUUACUUGGAGUGUCCACCUGGAUUGUUGGGAAAGCAUUUUGAGAAGCUCAUUCAGUGUGAUCCUCGUCUGAAUUAUCUGAGUCAGCAAGCUGAAAUUACUCUGGAAUCUCCAUAUUUCGAGCCUAGGGUGUUUGAUGAAUUGGAUGAAGGCAAUAGCAAGUAUGGUAGGAAUAUAGAUGGUCGGCCUGCCAUUUUUAACUUGCAGGAUGUGCCAUCGCCUUCUGGUCCUCAAUCUUCGUCCUCAAAGAAUGAAUUAUACGAUUUCCUUGGAAUUCAGUCGAAGGACUUCCGUCGAGAAACACCUUCUCCAAGCUCUGCACUGGAAUAUGGUAAGAAUGAAGAAGCUAGUGGAACUUGGGAGCUGAAAAAUCUCAGUUGUUGGGCAAACAUUAAAGUUCCUGGAAUUCACCCUUCAAUGUCGAUGAGUGAUUUAGUGAGCCACAUUGAAAAUAGGUUUACUGAGAACAGAUCAUCAAACAAUCCUCUGUCCAAUGAUGAACGCGAAGGUUUAGAGAUUUUGGAUGAGAUAAGCAAGUGUCUGUUUACAGACUCUCAACAUGCACCAACAUCUGAUGAGAAGUCCAUCAUGACAAGAGUUAAUUCUCUAUACAACCUUUUGCAAAAAGAUAAUGGGACAGAGAAAGAUUGCAAUUUUAGAAGUGACUAUAGCAAUGAUAUGUUUAUGAUGGAUAACAAGACAAGACGCGAGGUGGACUGCUCUGCACCAGAGAUUACUAACGAGGUCGCCGAGUAUUCAGCACUACAUGGGGAAUCAGCUGAUAUAUCUGACAAGACACAAGGACCAAGCAUGUCCAGGAAGGAUUCGGUUGGCGAGCUUCUUCUUAACCUUCCGAGAAUAGCAUCUUUGCCCCAUUUCUUCUGCAACACCUGAAGAUUUCGGCAAUCAAGCCAGAUAGUGUCUGCCUGCCUAGAUGUUUGAAGUUAUAGCUGCACAAAGUCGUGUAAAUAAGUGACAUUCACUUAUUUACAACACAUAUUAUAGUAUCUUUAGUCUACUUAAUGGAUCAUAUACAUAUAGUAGGUUCCUUUCUAGAUAUAAUGUGGAUUGGGGAUUCCGAAAUACAGAUUGAUGACGAAUUCCCUUAUGUCUAUGCCUGCUUUAAUUGUGUCGUAAAGUUUGGUUCUCUGUCUUACUAUUUACUGGUGAUACAGUCGUAUUCUAAAAGAUGUUUCUUCUAUAUUAAUCCCUUCUUUACCUGGUCA